AGAAUGGCUACAAGAUUCAAAGGGCUUUAUCACAAGAGCUUCAAGUGUUUCUCCGACAUUUUCGAUGAGAAGGAGGAGGAGAUGGAAAUUGGAUAUCCAACAGAUGUUCGACACGUGUCGCAUAUCGGUUGGGACAGUUCAUCGAGUAGUGCACCAAGUUGGCUACAUGAGUUCAAGACGAGCAACAACGUUUUAGAGCCAAAUUCAUCGUGGCCGUAUCAAGGCAACCACAUAAAUAAUUUGAAAUCAGCCAUGGAAGCAUUUGGAGAACUUGAAAGCAGCAAAGAAUUGGGGAGAGAAUCAACAAAACAAAACCUGAAGAAGAAGCUCUCUUCAAAAGCCUCUCUAUUGUGUAAUCCAUGGUCACCAAGAUUCUCAAGAUCAAGCAAG
This is a messenger RNA of Thlaspi arvense, 390 nucleotides long. The record is from the annotation of a GenBank genome assembly. NCBI's taxonomy places the organism in Eukaryota, Viridiplantae, Streptophyta, Magnoliopsida, Brassicales, Brassicaceae.